AUGCGGCAAACCUUACCCCGAUGGGUGAAGAGAGACACGGCUACAACGCCAAGCCCGCCUCCUCCUCCUCACUCACCUCCUCCCGUCUGCAAUACACAUUCCCAGGUGGUUAUCACCUUCUCGGGAAAAAGAGUGAAGAGAAGAUUUCCUAAAUAUCCUCUGCUUUCUCCACCACCGCAUUGGUUAUACGACAUACAAAUGUUGGCGGAAAUGACUUCAGUCCUCCAGUCUGAAAGCAAAAGCGACUAUCUCUAA
Molecule: messenger RNA, 255 nt
Organism: Echinococcus granulosus
Lineage: Eukaryota; Metazoa; Platyhelminthes; Cestoda; Cyclophyllidea; Taeniidae
Exons: 2
Coding region: 1-255 (84 amino acids)
Source: RefSeq, a predicted model, not a curated record